CCCACGGCGGCCACUACCAGCCACGGAACACGAGGCGCGCCGGCGAAGCACGCGCGAUCUGCAGCGUAGCACGACCGUUCGUCGAGCGGGACCUUGGGACGUGCAUCGCGUUGUCUCCUGUGGGUGCCCGCAUGGUACCGUGUGUUCGAAGUUGUUCUUCUUCGUGUGACAGCGCCUUCUUGUUGUCGUUGAAAAGAUAAAUUGUAAGGAGAUUGCUUUCAUGGCGUGUUUUCAAGGCGCUUUGUGAAAUGCGUCUCAAAUGAGAACGUUUCAUUCUUCUGAACGCGCCACAGCUAAUGCAUGGUAGAACAGAAAAUUGCGUACGGCAUAACUUAUCCUUUGCAUAGUGCUUUUUUUACUGCUUUGACUCCCGUGGAAAGACGCGACGACUAUUGAUGAACAGUGGUUUGUCUACAAUGUGCUGUUUUCGAAGUGCCUGCGCAAAAGAUAGCGCAUUUGGAUCGCCCUCCUGCUUAACGACGGGGAUAAAAUUUGUGUUUGCGUUAUGCCAUUCGGCGAAGAUGGUGUUGAUUCGGUCGCCGCUUAACAUAUGUGCCAAAAAUUUGAAGUAUUGUACACCCGUGAAACAACUUUAAAAAUGGAGUCUGGAAUCGAGAUGGUCCUCUUGAGCGAACAGGAAAUGACGUCCCCCAACACCAGUUUCCAAGACGGCGAUCCGCACGCAGGCGAAAACGCUUCAGCAGCGUCGCUAGCCGUGGGCGAAGAGCUGACGUUCAGCACGCAUUCACUAGUGCAGGUGAUCAUUUACUGCAUCCUGUUCGUUAUAGCCGGAGCCGGCAACGUGCCGGUGUUCGUCAGCUUGCUCAACAAGCGGCACCGCAAGUCUCGCAUCAAACUCAUGAUCCUGCACCUCGCCAUCGCCGACCUGAUCGUGACGUUUGUGAUGAUUCCGCUCGAGGUUGCCUGGAGGCUCACGGUCCAGUGGGCGGCGGGGAACGUCAUGUGCAAACUGAUGCAGAUGCUCCGUGCGUUCGGCCCCUACCUCUCGUCAAUGGUUCUCGUGUGCAUCAGCGUGGACCGAUAUUACGCCGUGCUGCACCCGCUCAAGGUGCACAGCGGCCAUCGCCGAGGCAGGAUAAUGCUCACUGUCGCCUGGUACGCGAGCCUUAUCUGUAGCAUACCACAGGCAUUCAUCUUCCACGUGAUGGAACAUCCAGCGAGGCCGGGUUUCUACCAGUGCGUGACGUUCGCCUCGUUCCCUUCGCCGGCACACGAGAAGGUGUACAAUCUGCUGUGCCUGCUGGUGCUUUACGGCGGGCCACUGGCCGUCAUCGUGCUCUGUUAUACUCGCAUCUUCUGGGAAAUCCAGCGCCAGUCCAGGGAGGGACAAGGUGAGGACGACGAAAGUGCCGGUAGUGGCGAAGUCUGUACGCGUGGACGCCUUAGGCUGCGUCGUUCGGACAUGCGCCAAAUGCAGCGCGCGCGCAACCGCACGCUCAGGCUGACGAUCAUCAUCGUGUUGGCCUUCUUCCUGUGCUGGACACCGUACGUGACCAUGGUGCUGUGGUAUCAAAUAGACCCGAGUGGUGCCGAGCAUGUCAACGGCUAUCUGCAGUCUUCACUGUUCAUGUUUGCCGUGUCCAACUCAUGCGUUAAUCCACUCGUCUAUGGCAGCUACACCAAGAGCUUCAAGCGCAUCCUGGCACAGGUCGACUGCUGGCUGUGCAAGGUACGGGGAGGGAACUAUCCUGCGUGCGCCAAGAUUUCAGCGCCAACGCCUCUGUCCCAAGCUGCUUGCCACACGAGAGCGCCUGCAUUGGUGGUGACGGAACCAGCGGGUGGUUCCAAGCAACGCUGCUUACUCUGUGCCCCUCCUAUUGCCAGUAAUAUUCGCGAAUUCCAGCUGCAAUGCUACCAGCCAGCUGUGCACUGUGCUUACGCUUCAGUUACGAACAACGUUGGUGACAGUUCAGUUUUGUGGAAAGCGAGGAGCUACUCCACCAUGUCUCACAGGAACAGUGCUGUUACCGUACUGCAAAACGGUGAUCCUGAACGCGAACGCGGUUGCCGUGUUGGAAGGAGUGCCACCCAAAGAGAACCUUGCAGCUUGUGAAUAGCUGUGUGAUUGACUGCCCGAAUAUUCUCUUUACUGAUCUAUCGGGAGACCUUUUCCCUACUGGCCAUAAAGCAAGAAACCGCAGUGUUUGCCAAA
This is a messenger RNA of Dermacentor andersoni, 2173 nucleotides long. The record is from RefSeq and is a predicted model, not a curated record. Lineage: Eukaryota; Metazoa; Arthropoda; Arachnida; Ixodida; Ixodidae.